CCAUUACCUUAACUGGCUUCAUCUCUUCAUAGUCUUUGCGUGUCCACUGCCCAAAUCUUCUCCUUCUCUCUCUCUUCCUCCUCUGUUUUUGCUCCAAAUCGAAGCAAACACCCAUCUCUCUCUGUUGAAGAGUUUUCUAUCAUUGACAAAAACAGUCAAAAGCUUGAAAUUAACAAGAAAACGAAGUUGGUUUAAGCAAAUCUUUGGUUUUUUUUAGUAAGCAUUAUUGGGAAUCGCAGGGGAAAGGGAGAUGUCUUUUGUUGGUGUUAUUGUUUCUGAUCAAUGGCUGCACAGUCAAUUCACUCAGGUGGAGCUUCGAACCCUCAAAUCGAAAUUCAUUUCAGUUAAGAGUCAAAAUGGUAAAGUUACAAUUGGAGACUUACCGCCUUUGAUGGCGAAAUUAAAGGCUUUCAAUGAGAUGUUUAAUGAGGAAGAGAUCCGGAAUAUCUUGGCUGAAUCGGGUUCAGAUGUGAAUGAUGAGAUUGAUUUCGAAAGCUUCCUUAAAACAUACUUGAAUCUACAAGCUCUAGCUGCCCCAAAAGUAGGCAGUUCUAAAAGUUCGUCCUCAUUCCUGAAGGCUUCCACAACUACACUUCUUCACACGAUCAGUGAAUCAGAGAAAUCAUCUUAUGUUGCUCAUAUAAACAGCUAUCUAAGAGAUGAUCCAUUCCUAAAGCAAUUUCUUCCAAUAGAUCCAGCUUCAAAUGCUUUGUUUGAUUUGGCAAAGGAUGGAGUUCUUUUAUGUAAGCUGAUCAACGUAGCUGUACCUGGCACCAUAGACGAACGGGCUAUUAACAUGAAACGAGUAAUUAACCCAUGGGAGAGAAAUGAGAAUCACACCCUUUGCCUCAAUUCUGCAAAGGCUAUUGGAUGUACUGUUGUCAAUAUUGGCACUCAAGACCUGGUUGAAGGACGACCUCACCUAGUACUUGGGUUGAUUUCUCAAAUCAUAAAGAUACAACUAUUGGCAGAUCUCAACCUCCGGAAGACCCCUCAGCUCGUGGAACUUGUGGAAGACAGCAAUGAUGUUGAGGAGCUCAUGGGAUUAGCUCCAGAAAAACUCUUACUAAAAUGGAUGAAUUUUCAUCUCAAGAAAGCCGGUUACAAGAAAACUGUGGCAAAUUUUUCUUCUGACUUGAAGGAUGGGGAAGCCUAUGCUUACCUGCUUAAUGUACUUGCACCAGAGCAUUGCAGCCCAGCAACCUUGGAUGUCAAGGAUCCCACUGAGAGAGCUAACUUAGUUCUUGAGCAUGCAGAGAAAAUGGAUUGCAAAAGAUACCUAGAUCCUAAGGACAUAGUUGAAGGCUCAUCCAAUUUAAAUCUUGCUUUUGUUGCACAAAUAUUCCAUCAGAGGAGUGGGUUGUCUACAGACAGCAAGAAGGUAUCCUUUGCAGAGAUGAUGACAGAUGACGAGCUAAUUUCCAGAGAGGAGAGAUGCUUUCGAUUAUGGAUUAAUAGUCUUGGGAUAAACUCUUAUGUCAAUAAUUUGUUUGAAGAUGUAAGAAAUGGAUGGGUACUUCUGGAGGUGUUGGACAAGGUUUCUCCCGGAUCUGUUAAUUGGAAGCACGCAACCAAACCUCCAAUAAAAAUGCCGUUUAGGAAAGUUGAAAACUGCAACCAAGUUGUCAAGAUUGGGAAGCAGUUGAAGCUUUCCCUUGUAAAUGUGGGAGGAAAUGAUUUUGUCCAAGGGAAUAAGAAGCUUAUACUUGCUUUCCUGUGGCAGUUGAUGAGGUUUAAUAUGCUUCAGCUUUUGAAGAACUUGAGAUCACGUUUCCGAGGGAAGGAGAUUACGGAUGCUGAUAUUCUCGCUUGGGCAAACAAAAAAGUUAAAAACACUGGAAGAACAUCUAAAAUGGAGAGUUUUAAGGAUAAGAGCCUUUCAAAUGGAUUAUUCUUUCUCGAGCUUCUCAGUGCUGUGGAGCCAAGGGUUGUUAAUUGGAAUCUUGUCACCAAGGGUGAAAGUGAUGAGGAAAAGAAGUUGAAUGCUACUUAUAUCAUCAGUGUUGCACGGAAACUUGGGUGUUCUAUCUUUCUGUUGCCUGAGGAUAUCAUGGAGGUUAACCAAAAGAUGAUCCUCACUCUCACUGCCAGUAUCAUGUACUGGAGCCUUCAGCAGACAGCGGACGAUAUAGAGUCUCCUGCGAGUACUGUUGCAUCUGAUGCAUCACCUGCAAGAUCUAUGAAUGGCUCUAUGUCCCCCUAUACCGCUGCUUCACCUGAUGCAUCCCCUGCACCUUCAAUUAGUGGAGCAUCAUCGGCUACUCCUGAUGCAUCUCCAGCACCAUCUGUAAACGGAGAUGAUGAAACCCCACUUAUUGCUGAAGUGUCAAAGUUGGAGUUGGCUGCUGACUAUGCACCAUCUGAUACUCCUGAAGUGUCAAAGUUGAAGUUGGCUGCUGACGAUGCACCAUUUGAUGCUACUGAAGUUUCAAAGUUGAAGUUGGCUGCUGAUGAUGCACCAUCUGAUACUGCUGAAGUGUCAAAAGUGGAGUUGGCUGUUGACAACGCACCAUCUGAUACUACUGAAGUGUCAAAAGUGGAGUUGGCUGCUGAGGACGCACCAUCUGAUGCUACUGAAGGGUCAAAAUUGGAGUUGGCUGCUGACAACACCCCAUCUGAUACUACUGAAGUGUCAAAAGUGGAGUUGGCUGCUGAGGACGCACCAUCUGAUGCUACUGAAGGGUCAAAAUUGGAGUUGGCUGCUGACAACACCCCAUCUGAUACUACUGAAGUGUCAAAAUUGGAGUUGGCUGCUGAGGACGCACCAUCUGAUACUACUGAAGGGUCAAAAUUGGAGUUGGUUACUGGCGAUGCACCAUCUGAUACUACUGAAGUGUCAAAGCUGGAGUUGGCUGCUGACGAUGCACCAUCUGAUACGUUAGCAUCUCCAAUGCAGUCUCAAAAUGCAGAGAUACCAUCAGAUGCACCCUCAUCCUCACUACUUGAGGAUACACAACAACAGUACAGCCUCUUCUCAUGAAGUUGAAAAUGAAGGUACAAAACCAGAUAAUGAACAAUAGUUAAACGUUUUUGUCUUUACAGCUACGAGGGACAAAUAAUAAGCUAGGGGGAGAAAGCAAGAAGAACGAACAUAAACGAAGAGAACAUACAUGCGUUUUUAGAUGAAUUAUACUCAGGUGCGAAAUGCUUUUAGAUACAAAUAUAGAUAAAAGUACACAAUGUUAUCAAAUCAGCACGAUAGUACCUCUGGAAGAAUCAACUGUACUAUUUCCAAUUUUGUUUCCUGCUACUUUUAUGUAGUUUUUUUUUUCUCAUCUGAAUGUAAGUAGAAUUUGAUUCAUUAGAUGUAUGGUUUAUAUUUUGAAAAUAUUCUCAGUGAUUCAUAUUUUUAUUUUA
This is a messenger RNA of Solanum verrucosum, 3357 nucleotides long. Its product is annotated as fimbrin-1-like. NCBI's taxonomy places the organism in Eukaryota, Viridiplantae, Streptophyta, Magnoliopsida, Solanales, Solanaceae. Bases 251 to 2980 code for a protein of 909 amino acids. Gene Ontology annotation, molecular function: actin filament binding. The record is from RefSeq and is a predicted model, not a curated record. Gene Ontology annotation, biological process: actin filament bundle assembly; actin filament network formation. Gene Ontology annotation, cellular component: cytoplasm; actin filament bundle; actin filament. The transcript has 15 exons.